Messenger RNA from Aplysia californica (California sea hare), 2488 nucleotides. Its product is annotated as dual specificity protein phosphatase 12. The transcript has 8 exons. Lineage: Eukaryota; Metazoa; Mollusca; Gastropoda; Aplysiida; Aplysiidae. The record is from RefSeq and is a predicted model, not a curated record. Gene Ontology annotation, molecular function: protein tyrosine/serine/threonine phosphatase activity. Gene Ontology annotation, biological process: protein dephosphorylation. Bases 219 to 1547 code for a protein of 442 amino acids.
UUGUUUUACAGGGCUGUACUUGAACACCAUAAUGCACUGAGUGAUUUCCCAAAACGGCAUAACCAAAAUUUGGUUAUAACUCUACCGGUCCCUUAAAAAAAUCUGGGUACUUAUCCUCAUCUUGGGUCAGAGGUCAGAGGUCAUUCGUAUCUGUUCCAGCCAAAAUAGUAAACAACAAAAAAAUAAGGCCAAGUCUGUCGUGGUCCCGUCUCUCAGACAUGAAACCUUUCGAAAGGGUGAUAUCUAUCAUGGAAACCUCAGAUUUCAUCAUUGAAGGCCUUUACCUGGGGCCAAUAUCCUCUGCAAAGAAUGAAAAAGACCUACGCUCUAAGAACAUCACUCAUGUUUUGUCACUACUUCAGAAACCACUUCAUGAGGCUGUAAGGCGCAAUAGAACUUUCAAGAAUCUGCCAGCCAUUGAUAUAGAGGGCUGCAACUUGUUACCUUUGCUAUCUGAAUGUUUUGCCUUCAUUGACCAAGCAAGGGAGAACCAUACAGGAGUACUGGUGCACUGCCAGAAAGGAAUGUCUCGCAGUGCCACAGUGGUGAUCGCUUACCUCAUGUACAAGUUCAACUUGAGCCUCAGAGCAGCAAGAGAGAAAGUUAGGUCAUGCCGGCCUAUCAUCUGCCCUAAUGCCGGAUUUGAGCAGCAGCUGCUGAGAUUUGAGGCCAUGAAGAGUAAAAUCAUCGGAGGCCAAAAUUUGGCGCCUGGUGCUGGACAAAUGAGAAAGCUCAACAAAAAGGAGAAGAAAGUGACUGAUCACGGAGCAGAAGCAGAAGAAAAAGAAGAAAAGGAAGAAGAGCAAGAGAGUCUAAGAGUCAUGGCGGAGGAAGCUUCAGAGCUACAGAAACCGGUUCAGGAGGAAGCAGAGUCUGUAUACAAGUGUAGAAAAUGCAGAGCAAUGCUUUUCCAUAAAAAAGAUCUGACUUGUCACAACGAAGGAGAUGGUGAAGCAGCAUUUGACUGGAGAAGCAAGAUACCAGCCAGUCAACGACCUGAAUCGUCAAAUCAUGAACAUGUCCCUGAGUGCAAGAUUUCUCUGUUUGUGGAAGUGUUGCCGUGGAUGGAGAAUGUUAGUUCUGAUUCUGGAAAGCUUCACUGCCCGAAAUGUUUUUGCAAGAUUGGUUCUUACGUUUGGCACGGUGAGAAAUGUCCAUGUGGUGCGUGGGUGACCCCAGCUUUUCACAUUGACAGCAAGAAAGUGGAUAACUUUCCCUCACAGUACGUUCUCCCCCUGAUGAACAAAGCUGAAUGUUCAGAUUUUUCAUCUGUGGACGAAGCAAAGUGUCCUGAUUUUUCACCAGCAAACGACUCAGAGUGUCGAGAUGUUUCAUCUGUGGACAAGGCAAGGUGUCGAAAUUUUUCGUCUGUGGACAAUGCUCAGUAUCCAGAUUUGUCACUUGUGGAUAAUGCACAGUGUCCAAAUUUUUCUACAAUGGACACUGCACAGGGCUCAGAUUCGACGCUUGAUAUCACCACCCCCAGUUUUCAGCAUCCUGAGACUGGGUUGUGCACAGCUCCUGGUUCAGAUGUUAGACAGACUUGAAAGUGAUCCAUAUGUCUGGACUCUAAAUGACAGAAGAAAACAGACAGACUAUGACACCACAUGAUAAUGCCACAUAAUAGAAUGUCACUUUUAAAAUGUUUCCAGUCGGCCUACAGAGCGUCUCAUAACACGGAGACUGCACUUUUAAAAGUCCAGAAUGACCUCCUUUGUGAAGCAGAUGAAGGCAAAGUGUCUGUUCUUGUCUUACUCGAUCUAAGUGCUGCAUACGAUACUAUCGAUCAUUCAAUUUUGAUCAGGAGGUUAGGCCAUAGCUCCGGCCUAUCCGGGACUGUUAUUGAAUGGUUUGAGUCCUAUUUGUUUAAUCGUACACGAGUCCUAUUUGUUUAAUCGUACACGAGUCUUAUUUGUUUAAUCGUACACGAGUCCUAUUUGUUUAAUUGUACACAGUCUGUACUUAUAAAUGGUGAAGUGUCGUCCAUUUUCAGCUUGCAAUUUGGCGUGCCCCAAGGGUCGUGCUCGGACCACUCUUACACUAUAUACAAAGCCCUUAGGUUCAAUAAUUAGGAAGCACGACGUUAACUACCACAUGUACGCGGACAACACUCAGCUGUACAAGUCUGUUUUACCAACAAAUUUCAAUUGUCUAGUUACCAGCAUGGAAAAAUGUAUUGUGGAGGUAAAAGACUGGAUGAUAUCAAACAGACUUAAAAUGAAUGGUGGAAAGACCAAAGUUCUGUUUUGCAAUGCCAAACCGGGGAUAUUGCUUUGUAAUUUUGACCAUACAUGUAUUGGGAAUGAUAACAUCUUUUUCACAGAUAAAGCGAAAAAUCCAGGCGUUUAUUUUGACUGCAAACUCUCUCUGCACCAUCAUAUAAAUCAUCUAUGUAAAGUAAUUUAUUUAGAACUACACAGAAUAGGACAAAUGUCAACAUAUCUUAGUGUUGAUUCCAUCAAAACCCUCAUCUCUUCUUUUGUCCUUU